Messenger RNA from Dichotomopilus funicola, 1107 nucleotides. RefSeq names its product KptA family-domain-containing protein. Lineage: Eukaryota; Fungi; Ascomycota; Sordariomycetes; Sordariales; Chaetomiaceae. Gene Ontology annotation, biological process: tRNA splicing, via endonucleolytic cleavage and ligation. Bases 1 to 1107 code for a protein of 368 amino acids. The record is from RefSeq and is a predicted model, not a curated record. Gene Ontology annotation, molecular function: tRNA 2'-phosphotransferase activity. The transcript is spliced from 2 exons.
AUGUCCAGCCACGACCUCGAGCUCGACGAGGACCGACUCGCUGACCUUGCUCUUUCAUCCACUCGGCAGUCCGGUGGUCGAGGGGGUAAACGCGGCGGAAGAGGACGAGGCGGUGGAGGAGGCGGUGGAGGAGGCGGUGGCCGAGACAAACGCGAAGUCGACCUAUCACGGGCGCUAUCCCGGCUGUUGAGACACCAGGCAGCCAACGCCGGGGUGCCGCUGGACCGGGAGGGGUUUGCCAGUUUAGAGCGGGUGCUCCAAUGGCCCCCCCUCCGCUCCCUAUCACCCAGCUUCGCCGAAAUCCGCCACGCCGUCGACAACUCGGACAAGCAACGCUUCGCUCUCAAGCCGGACCCGCGCACGAACCCGGACCUUGACGAGUCCACGACCGACCCGGCGCAUUGGCUUAUUCGUGCUAAUCAGGGGCACUCUAUUAAGCUGGAUAGUGAGCACCUGCUUAAGCCGCUCGCUUUGCCUUUGCCUGGCUCCGCUACUGCGUCCGCGGGGGGUGAGACGGGAGAGGAGGAGGGGAAAGAAACGGAGGGUGAAACGGGAAAGGAAGUCGGAAAAGAAAAAGAACAAAGUCUCCCACCCGGCGCCCUCCCCAUCCCCCCAACCGUAAUCCACGGCACCUACUUCGCCUUCUGGCCCUCGAUCCUCGCCAGCGGCGGCCUCAAGCCCAUGGGCCGCAACCACGUCCACUUCAGCACCGGCCUGCCCGACCCCAACAACACUGACCCGAAUAGUAAAACCGUAAUAAGCGGCAUGCGCGCCGACGCCGAACUCCUCAUCUACAUUGACGUAGAGCGCAGUCUGCGGGAUGCUGAGAGCGGGAUAAAGUGGUGGAUGAGUGAGAAUGGGGUGGUGUUGACGGAGGGGAAUGGAGAGGGGAUCGUGCCGGUGAAGUAUUUUAAGGAGGUUGUGGGACGGAGGCAGCAGGUGGGGGUGUUGUGGCGGGAUGGGGAGUGGGUGGGGGAUUUGCCGGAGAGGGUUAAGGUUAGUGUGCCGCAUGGGAAGGUGAGGGGGAAUGGUGGGAGAGGUAAUGGGAGAGGUGGAAGGGGGAGUAGUGGAAGGGGAAGAGGAGGAAGAGGAAGGGGGGAUAACUAG